Messenger RNA from Phlebotomus papatasi, 7435 nucleotides. It is a transcript of the gene Cad89D, whose product is annotated as cadherin-89D. Bases 375 to 7259 code for a protein of 2294 amino acids. Gene Ontology annotation, molecular function: calcium ion binding. Gene Ontology annotation, biological process: homophilic cell-cell adhesion. Gene Ontology annotation, cellular component: plasma membrane. The record is from RefSeq and is a predicted model, not a curated record. NCBI's taxonomy places the organism in Eukaryota, Metazoa, Arthropoda, Insecta, Diptera, Psychodidae. The transcript has 12 exons.
AGUUGCUGUUCAUCUUUCAAACGUUCAACACGCACCUUCAGUCCGCGGGAUUUCUUCUUAGUUCAAAGAUCUCAGCACUUCUUCUCACGAAAAUCCUCAAUUCUUUUUUUGUGAAUCUAAUGAUGUUUGCUGAAAAUUCUGGAAAAAAUGCGGAAAGUUAAUUAAGAAAAUUGUGCAAAAUAGAAAAUGUUGAAAGUGAAUGGUAGAAAAAAUUGAAAAAAAUAUGUGUAAUAUGUGAUUACUUAAAAAAAAAAGAAAAUUCUUGAAGAGAAUGUGUGUGCAAUAUCUAAGCCAAAUGGACUUGAGUUGAAUUUGUGAGAAGAAUUUCAUUCGCAAAAAUAGGAUUCUCAAGAUAGUGGAAUAAAUCAGGAAUCAUGGAUAUCAAAUGGAUUAUUUUAUAUCUCUUGUGGAUUCUACUGCACCAAGCUGUUAUGAGAGAAGCCUGUGUCUUUCAUUCACGCCUUGGUUACGAGUCAGAAUCCGAGGGAGUGAGAUUUAUCAGGGUGAGAGAAGAUCUUCCAGUUGGAGGUGAAGUUCUCACACUUCGAGCUUAUCCAAGAAAUUCCGUAAUACUAAAGAGCAUGGAUCGAUCAGCAGAUCACCAUUACUUUCGAUUGAGAGAACUCAAUGCUACGACUAUCCAAGUUUUAUUGGAGAAAUCCCUCGAGGAUCUUGUUGAUCGGGAUACACCGCAGAAUCUGAUUAAAUUUAAAAUUCAGUGCAGUAGUGUAUCGGCGCGGAAUGAUGAACAGACGUCUUAUAUGACAAUAACCGUGUACAUUGAGGAUAUCAAUGAUCACUAUCCUAAAUUUAACAAUUUGCCAUAUGCUGUGGCAGUUGAUGAGGCAACUCCUGUGGGAUCGACAAUUUUCCAUGGUGUUUCAGCAUUCGACAGAGAUAAGCCAAAUACACCAAAUUCUGAUGUUCAAUACUCAAUUGGACCUCAAGAAUUUGGUUCAGGAGGUCCCUAUUUUGCUCUCGAGAGUCCCCAUCGACCUUCUGUGGUCCUGAAGAGAUCUCUUGACUAUGAUGAGGGUAUUCGAAUGUUUGAUGUUCUAAUCCUGGCUUCGGAUCGUGGAACUCCCACAAGAACCUCAAAUACCACGCUAAAGGUAAUGGUGAAAGAUCAUGAUGAUCUCCCGCCAAAAUUCACAGAAGGUGUCUAUCGGACGCGAGUCAAUGAAUUUUCUCCACUCACGGGAAAAGCCAUACGAGUUCCUCUGUACUUUAAUCCCCCAAUUAAGGCAUUUGAUCAAGACUCUAUCAAUUCCUCAUUGGUUUAUGAUAUAAUUGCCGGGAAUGAGAGACGUCUCUUCCGCGUAAAUCCCGCCAAUGGGCAACUGUAUCUGGAGAAGGAGAUUGAUCUGGAGGAAGAAAGCCUGCCAGGGAAUACCUUUGUCCUCCAGCUCGAGGCAAGGCAACGUGAUAGCUUACAGAAAAGAGCCGUGGCGAGGAUUGAGGUAGAAAUUGUGGAUGUCAAUGACAAUGCCCCAGAAUUUGAAGUAGAUCUCUACAAUAUUUCCAUUGUGGAAAAUCUCCCAAGUGGCUUCAGUGUCCUCCAGGUGAAUGCAAUUGAUAGGGAUCAGGGUGAAAAUGCUGAAUUCUUCUACAAACUCUCCAAUGAAAAGCCCGAAGGAGCUUUUCUGAUUGAUGCUCGAACUGGAUGGAUUACAGUUCGGGAUCAGUCACUGCUAGAUCGUGAAGUUAGACCAUCGAUAACAAUGAAGGUUCAUGCUGUGGAGAAGAAACUUCCCUUUGAACCGAGAGAGGCAACAGGGGGAAGUGUUCAGGUGGAAAUAACUCUCCUGGAUUCCAAUGACAAUACCCCACAAUUCCAAAUGGGAAACCUCUACGAGUUCAAAAUUAGCCUAGAUGCUCCAGUUGGGUACUUGGUUGGACAUGUUACAGCCAAAGAUCCGGAUGAAGGCAGAAAUGGACUGAUACUCUAUGAUCUCCAGAGACCGAGAGGAAGUGGAGUGAUACCCUUUCAGAUUGAUCCCCAGACAGGAGCUCUUACAGUUUCUGGACAGCUGAGAAGGGGAAGAAUUGCCCUAUUUGUGGAGGCUAGUGAUCAACCGGCAAAUCCCUCAGAGAGGCGCUUUUCCCUAGCUGUUGUGACAAUUGAGAUCCUCAGGGGAUCCUUUGAUGGAUCAAUUGACUUUAUAGGAGCACCCUAUGAGUUCUGGGUUGGGGCUGAUGUUCCUGUGGGUACUUCAGUGGGACAAAUACGGACCACAAUUGACUGGGAUGCUCAGGGAGAGCAAGUGAUGUACGAUCUUCUACAUUCCUAUUCAGAAGGAGUUCCUUUUGCCGUUGAGGAGCGAUCUGGGACUGUAACUGUGAUCAGGGAUCUUGAGGACUUCUCGAGGAAUCUCUAUGAAUUUGAAGCAGUCGCCACUCAUUACAUCUCGGAAAGGACGUACGGAGAACUGAUCAGGAGAUCUUCGAAAUCUCAGAAACAGGUAACGUCCAGCGGAGAAGUGAUUGAAAUUGACGAAGGUGUGAUAUCAGAGAGCAAGAAUGUUCUCGUGACCAAUGUUACAAUCCAUGUGGUGAGUCCGGAUGAUGAGAAAGGGAUCCUAAUGAGAGGCACUAGUGCCGAUCCCAUUGAAUUCCGGGUGCAAGAGAAUCUUGCCGGAGCUCUAAUUGGUCAAUUGGUUUACAAUAAAAAUGCCACACAGAAAAUGAAGAAUUCAGAUCGUGUAACUGUGACCCCCGUAGCGUUGACUUCUGGUCCUCCCCCGACCAGGCGUAAAGAUAGACGCCUGAAUUCGACGAAAUUCGUCAAGAACGCAACGAGUUUCAAUGUAAUCCCCAAGGGGCGGAGACGUCACAGGGAUACAGAAUCUCAGACGAAUUUCUUCGUCGCCGUGGCUCCUUCAAUCUUCUUCGAUGAAGACUACUUGACGCAAGAAAGCACAGUGUACGAAGAUUAUGUUAGGGCUCCAAAGGAUUUCGGAGUUCCAUCAGAAAUGAACUAUGAUGCAACUUUGACUUUCGAUUCGCUCAAAAAUAGCAAACAUCCGGGAUAUUUUGAGAACUUUGAAUCAACGAGAGUUAGGAAUAAUAGUUUUGACAUACCAAAGGGUAUAAGGAAGAGGACUCCAGCUCCUAGGGAAUCCCGUAAGUUUGAACCAGUUAUGACAACAACGGAAGUUCCGGCGUCUACGUAUCGGCCGAGAUUUAGAAAUUCCGGGAAGAACGAUGGGAAGAGUGUGAGUUCAGUCAUUGAAACUUACAAGCAAAUCAGGCAGAAUAAUGAUACGAAUCGGGGAUUGAGGUUCCUGAUUGCAAACCAAAGAGACGUUACUGAUAUGAUCACUAUCACAAAUGAUGGGACUUUGAUGACCCUUAAGGGAUUGGAUCGGGAAGAAAGGGACACAUACAGGUUGACUGUGAUUGCAGAAUAUUCCAAGGGAUUUGUCAACGGAGCUGGAAUCUAUCAAGUCACGGUUUACGUUGAUGACGAAAAUGACAAUCCUCCAAGAUUCAAUCAUGACAACUACAUGGGAUUGAUAACAGAAAAUAGUCCUCUAGGGACAGAAGUUCUCGUGAAUCAUUUGAUCCUGGUCAAGGAUAUCGAUUUGGGCAGAAAUGCCCUGUUCGAUGUGCAUCUGUACGGGGAAGGUAGUCAUCUGUUCCAGGUGGAACUGGUUAAUGGAACUUCCAGGCGUCACAAUAAAACCCUAAUGGCAUCUUUCGAUAGCUUUGCCAGUGCCAUGAAUCUCGAACAGAGUUUCAGUAGUCUGCAGAUGAUGUUUGUGGAUGCCUUUGCAAAACCCCAUCAGAAUGAACCACAUUUUGCGAUUAGCUUCACAGGACCUAGCAUUCUGGACAGAGAACGGGAUAACUUCUACAAUCUCAAAAUGGUGGCCAGGGAUAAAGGUGGACUGAGUUCGGAGGUGAAACUAGGAAUCUUUGUGGCUGAUGUCAAUGACAAUGCUCCAAUGUUUGAGAAAAUAGCCGUAUUCAAGAAUGCAGGGAUUGAGAUUCUUGAGUACACGGAAGAUAUGGAGAUCUACUUUGUUGAGCAGAUGGAAAUGAAAAUGGCCGUUGUUAAGGAAGAGAACAAGACGAGUCCCCUCUACUACAAGCUCAACACUGCUCCGUAUCCAUCAGCCCUGAGGGAUAGCAUGAAGGAAAUGGUGGAUAGGUAUCACAUAGGAACUCCUAGGCACCUCAAAACCAAUUACAAUUACACGAGGUACGAGAAAUAUCAGAGAAGCUUGAAGAGUUCCCGGAAUACAACUAAGAGGCAAGCUAGGAAGGAUAAUAUGAGUACCUCCCCGCUCUUCUCAAUUCUCGAGAGUACUCCCGUAGGGCAACAUCUGAUCAAAAUCACAGCCAAUGAUGAUGAUUUCGAAGCCAAUGCCAGGGUUUACUACGAAAUCGUUUCAGAGAAUUACGCCCUAAAACGACACAAUCCGAGAGUUACUAAAGAACCAAAUGCCAAAUACUUCAGCAUUGAUCGGCUUUCCGGAGAGGUAAAGAUCAAUCGUCCCUUGCCGGCAGAGUCGGAAUUCCGGCUCAAUAUCUCAGCUAAGGAUGUUGGGAAUCUGGCGGACUUUACAGUCAUACGAUUCAGAGUCCUGGAUGUCAACGAUCAUGCUCCGGUCUUUCUUAAAUCCUGGUACACCUUUGACAUUGAGGAGGGAGUCUAUUCGAAUACAAGAGUCGGAAAAGUGGAAGCAAUUGAUGAGGAUUACGGACAAAAUGCCAAUAUAACCUACGCUAUUCAAUCCUCAGAGAAGAUUCCCUUCACAGUUCUCCCAUAUAGCGGCGUUAUAAUCGUUACUGGGGACAUCGAUCGGGAAAUGAAGGGAAUCUAUGAGUUCAAGAUCGUAGCCAUGGAUGGAGCGGAUGAGAAAACUAGGCUUUCAUCCUUCUGCGAGGUGGAAAUAAAUGUACUAGACUUGAAUGAUAACUCACCAGAAUUCACAGGAUACGACGAAAUCUUCUACUCUGACGGUGAUCCUGAAGAUACAGACAGGAAACUUCACAAUCUCUCUCCAGUUGAAUCCAAUCGACAGUCAAACAAUAAACUGCCCGUUUUCAAAGCCUACCUCAAUCGAAACACAGAACCUGGAACUUUCGUCAAGCAGGUCAAUGCAGUAGACAGAGAUUUCACUGGAAAUGGAAAUGGACUGGUAAUGUACUCCCUGCAUCACAAUAAACUGCCAUAUAUGUUUGAGAUUGAUUCCCGGGACGGAAUAAUCACAACUGUGUCCAGAUUUACAAAUUUCCAUGGGUAUGAGCAUCUCAAUCUAACUGUGAUAGCUUCGGAUUUGGGCAGUCCAUCGAGAUCUUCCACAGCCCUGCUCCUGAUUAAUCUCCAAGGGGAAGAUCUUAUGACUGAAGAUGACGAUGAAAAUUACCUCUUUCCGCAUAAGUACUACGAGGUGGAAGUUGUGGAGAACAAUGUAGCUCCAAUGGUCAUCCUGCACGUUAACACUUCAUCCCAGUUUAGUCGGGAUAUCUUCAAGUGGUCAAUUGUCCCAGAGAUGGACGUGCUAAGGAAUGACGAAUUCAUCAUAGACCCAAAUAAUGGAACAAUCUGGCUAACAAAGUCACUGGACAGGGAACACAAAGACGUGUACAAAAUUAAAGUUCGAGCUGAUCGAGUGUCCAGGGAAGGAAGAAAUGCCCCAGCGUCCAUGACUUAUCCUGUAGAUGGAGACAAGCUUAAAGGAUUGAUGUACAAUGAGAUUAGGAUCGUGAUCCGUGUCAUCGAUGAGAACGAUAAUGCUCCGAUGUUUGUGGGCAAUGGACGACCAAUUGUGGCUGUGAUUCCCAACACGGCUAACUUUGGCUUCCCAGUGACACGUGUUCUGGCCACAGAUGCCGAUAUCGGUGUCAAUGCCGAAAUCCGAUAUUCUCUGCUCAAUGAACCAUCGAAACUCUUCAGCAUUGAUCCAGUCACCGGAAGAAUUCGCGUACUGGGGCCAGUCAGCAAAGGUAACCAGAGAGUUUAUGGCUUUGAUGUGAAAGCCACAGAUUCUGCUGGCGGAGACAAUGGCAAGACGACAAUUGCCAACGUCUUUGUCUACAUUCUCGAUGAACAUCGCCAAGUGAGACUCGUUCUUGCUGGGGAUCCAGUUGAAGUGGAGAAGGAAGUUGAUUCACUGACAAAGAGUCUCAGUGAUGCUACUGGGCUGGAUGUCCGUGUGAGGCUUUUGGAACCCCAUACAGGAGAUAAUGAGCAAUCGACCGACGUCUACUUGUACGCUGUUGAUCCCAAAUCAAACUCGGUUAUUGAUAUGGCCGACCUCCAAGAAGCCGUUUCCACAAUUGACAUGUCAACGCUAAUGCCAUCAAUACCAGUCCUGGAAUUGGUCCAGCUCGGCAGUGCUCGAGGCUUAUCGCGUCCCAAUACCCACAUUGGCGCCCUCAAUGGACCCGAAUUGGCGUCAAUCAUUCUGGCUGUCGUCAUCUUUGCCGGAGGCUUGGCCACAGCAUUCUGUAUAGUCUGUGUCCGCUACAAACGCCGUCGAACAUUACCCCCGGAAGCGAGUUAUUCUGUUGGACGCGGAGGCAGCAGUACGCUAAUGACCGGUGCUACUAAGUCCACCACAACUUACACAACAAAUGGCAAGAAAAUGCCACCUCCUCUACCUCCCACUGGACCCAAAUACUACAAUGCCCCAAAUUCCAGAGACCGACAGCGAGAGUACAUCGAUGUUCCUCUACCUCAGUCAGUGCUGAAUGCCAAUUUCAAUAUUCUCGAUCAUGAUACGAGCUGCCUGCGCUUCAAUCAACUGCACAGUGGACACCAUGGCCGAGAUUCGGGACUGGACUUGUCCAGGGAACGCAGUGAGAGUCCAUCGAGGUUGCAGCAGGCUCAGGCAGCAGCCAUGGCUGAUCAGCAGGUUGUGAGAUUGCGGGAUAGGCGUCAGGAUCGGAAGGGAAAGUGCCAAUGUGGGCACAAUGAAUUGAAUGUGUGCAGUGGAGAGGAGAGCAGUGAUAGCUAUGAGGAUUCACUCAAAAAUUGCCAAUUGCCCAGAAGAACAUCCCUGCCCAAGACACACACAUUCCGACGGAGUCUCAAUAAUCCCAUUCCAGGAAGUGCACUUGGUAGAGGAGUCAGGCAUUCUUUCUCAGGAGUGAGAGAUGACCUGAUUCAGGGUUCUCCUGGACCACUUCAGAGGAAUCGCCAUGGCAAUAAUAUUCGCAAUUCCAUGACGGACUUGGAGGAACGGCUGAGGAACCUUGAGAGAACCUUCCGGGAGCCUUUUCUCCUCAACAACAAUUCCCAUUGCUAGCUAGUACUUAGGCAACUUUAGAGACGUGAGACCUCAGACAAUCACCAGAUUGUAACUAAAAUACCUAGAAAAUACCUAAAACAAUGUGUAAAUACUGUAUAAAUGAUCUGAAGAGUUUUAUAAAAAAAAAGAUUUUAUGAAUGAAUGUAAAUAAACCAUUUGCAAUUGAAAGAAAA